AACGCGCUACUCUAAAUUUACUGCGUAACAUUUACUUUGUAAGUUAAAACUGUAUUUACAACACCGGUUACAUAAAAGUUUAUUAUCAGAUUCAUAUGAAUGAUUUGAUCACUCUCAUGACAACAAUGAUAACCUAAUUAGGGCUCUUGUGACUUUUGUAAAUGCGGUUUUGACGAAGGCCUAUUUUUACAUUAUGCAUGUUACAAUUUUACCAGUUGUAUGACCUUGAUGUUGACAAAGAGUUGUCCAAUCACAGCCUGGGAGAUCUUCUAACGUGUUUGCGUCAGACUUGUCCUCGGUGUUUGAGAUCUUAUCAUAUUUCCACUACAAAAGGUGCCACGUUUCUUAUGUGGUGUUAUAUCAUGUUUUGUCACUUGUCCUUGAUUUAAAAUGUGUGUGCUCGUAUUCGAGCAUCAAAAGCUUCUUUGCUAACUUUUAACUUGGUUUGCUUCUUUUAAAGUUGAUGUUUUUAAUCAGUUUUGUGGUUAGUUGUACAACAUUUUUGUCACUUUUCCAAGCAAUCUUCUAAUUAUGUAGUUUUUGCUAGAUGUGGGUUUCUAUAAACACCUAGGUGUUCACAGCCGUGUAAUUGUCAACCUUAUACCGGUAUAGGGAUUAAAAUCCCUCCUCACCGGUGAGAUGUUAUAUGUUUGUCAUGUGGCUUCAUAUCCUGUUUACCUACUCUCUAAGUGAUUCAUAUAAAUGUAAUUCCCACCCUUUAGCGUAAAAGAAAUGACUCAACUACUCACAGUUACAUGAGCUGCGUGAAAAAUCCGAAGCAUGUCCUAGUUCAGGCUCUAAAAUUUCUGACAAGCAACCAUACGACUAAAAAACCUUUGGCAAUUGUAAUUUCGUAGAUAGCUGUGAUUCUGAGUUUAUGUAUUGCCCUAAACACUUGAUCUUUGCACUUGAGAAUCUUGGUCAUACAUUUUCCUUUAGCCAUGCUAUGUUGAAAGCCUUCAUAACCGAUAAGAAUUACAACCCUACUAGUGUUCACUUCCAAUCGCAACCAUUCGUACACUUAACUAGUGCAUACAAAAAACUCGUAACCCUACUCCGUCACCAUUGCAUAUGUUUAUCCACACAUUAAGAUCAUUAACAAACAUCAAAUUAGAUUAUUUUGUAAAUUAGAGUAAACGGAGACCUUGAAUCAUAUCUUGAGGUACUUGACUCAUACCUGGAUCCCAUGAAGAUAGAUUGCCAUAUAUCCCUACCUUUUGGUUUGCACGACUAAUGAACUGUUUCAUAUACUAUUUGGUCUUUUGUUUGGUUCCAAAACUGCAAAUGCACCUGCAUAUUCUCUAGUUGAUAUCUUUAAUCAGUAUGUAAACAGGUGUACUUAUAUCUUCAUCUGCAACCCACUUAAUUGGGAUACGAUUUAUAAAACAAGAGCGGCUCAUUGUAGAAGUUCGUUGUCUUCCGGCUAAAGGAUCAUCUUUCACAGCCUCGGUCUGGGCACCCGGGCAGUAUCACAGCCCUCACACAAAGUGUGGCGCACAUAUAUUUGGUGUCCUCUUGUACCAAUAUUUAUGUGUUCAAAUAAAUUUCACAGCACAAAUAAUCUUUUCCAGUGCUUCAACAUAUUUACUAGUAAGAUGAGCUAGUCGGUGACUACUUGCCGAAUUCAUAUAUCCAAUUCGAAGGAUAGAUUGAUGAUUUUGGCCCCCUAGCUGUUUGGAAAUUUUGAUUGACUUAGUAAUAUUUUAAAUAUCAUCAUCAUUGCUACAGUAAAACGUGUUAGAGUUUGUAUCAUUCAUCUAAACCACGACCUGAUAGGUUCAAUAUAUUAAAUGAUUUGUCACUGUUAUUUGAACGUGAAUAUCUGAGAUACUAGGUGGGUUCACGUAAAGUUACCUAUGGUGUCAACAGAAUCAAGUAUUUUUAAAAAAUCAUGUUGGUUUAAUUCCACCAUAAUUUUGUCGUCUUAUAGUUGCUUAUGUGUGGUAUUUAGAGGCUACUGUAAUUGUAUAUAAACUUUUGAUUAACAUCUCAUUUGGGUAGCCUCAAGUAUCCAGUCAUUUACUUUUUUCCGUUAAGGAUUUUCGGAUCGUUGAUCGUCGUAAUAACUAUUAUAUUUGAUAGUAUUUGCCUGUCCAGUCAUUUUAUCUCGUUUUUUAUUUACCUUAUGUAUAUCAUAGGCUCAUCGACUUUUGGAAAGCAGUGAAAUAUUGAUCUAUAUUGGUACUGAUUAAAUCCUUACAUGGAUGUAAUUUUCGAAAGUUCACGUAUUGCAAAAAAUGUUUCGUUCACAACUUAUUGCCGUCUAUUAGAAAAGCUAGCAUCAAGUGAUGGGGUCAAGACGAAAGAAAAAAUUUUGUCCAAAUUUAUAAUUUUAUGGGAAACCCAGUAUCUUGCAUUAGACUCAAUAAGUCAGUACCCGUGUGGUGGUCGAGCUAGUCUUUAUUUACUCUUACGUUUGUUGAUUCCUUCUCAUGAUAGAUCAAGGAAAGCUUUCGGAUUACGUGAACAAACACUAUCAAGACUAAUAAUUAAAGCUAUUGGGCUUGCCCCAAACAGUCUGGCUGCUCGUAAACUUUCACAUAUUCAUCCUAAUACUAUCCAUCGACAGACUGAUUUUGCCGACGUAGCAUAUACAGUGCUCAAAGCUCGAUGUCGCGAGGACAGUGUUUUGUCUGUCAAGGAUCUGAAUGCUCAUUUAGAUGACCUGACUACUGCUGAAUCAUAUCAGAUGCGUUUACAAGUAUUGCGAUCGUUGUUACAGUUAACUACAGCUUUAGAACAAAAAUGGAUUAUACGUCUUAUUGUUAAACGCGAUUCUGGUUGUGGCCUAAGCGGGAAGAGUAUUCUCAAAUGCUUUCAUCCAGCUGCGGUCUCUGUUUUCGAAGUCACACAAGAUCUUCUCCCACUAUGUGAACGAAUUGCAAAUAUAACUACUUCCAACAUAUCCACGUUGACAGGAUUUGCUGACGAUCUAAGCAAGUCACUCAAUGUCACUCUUUUUGUCCCAUUUCGUCCCAUGUUAUGCGAGCGGGCUAAUAGUGGUGAUAUGCUAGUUAACGCAGCACUACAUUUGUACGGUAAACAGAACCAAGGUGAUACUAAAGGAUUAAAACUUCUUUUCGAAACGAAAUUCGAUGGAGAACGCGUUCAACUUCAUAAAUCAAGUAAUUCUUAUCGAUAUUGGUCAAGAAAUGGUUUAGAAUGGACAGCAAGCUACGGUGAAGAUGGUACUCGAGAUUUUGACAGAUUAUCUGCUCAAUUACAUUGUGGAUUUGCACAGCAUGUAACUGAUUGCAUACUAGAUGGAGAAAUGAUGAUAUUUAGUAAUUGGUCAAAGUCAAUUAUGUCAAAAUCAACAAAAUUCGAUGUAAAACGAAGUUCUUAUCAAAAUCCAGAAAUCGAUAAUUAUCAACCGUGUUUCAUUGUUUUCGAUAUACUUUAUUUGAAUUCACAAUUAUUAACUUCAAAGUCUUUACUGGAGCGUAAACAUCUUCUAUCAGAGGCAUUUAAUUUGAAUUCCAUAUCAUUGGAUACUGACUUGUUUAUGAAUAGUGAUGAAUCAUUAGAUUUCAAACCAAUCCCUAUUAUAGAUGGUAUUAUAUACGUUUCCAAAUGGUAUACUGCCUCAGCACGUCAAACAGAAGUUGCAAGAGCUUUUAAUCAUCUUGUGAAUGAUCAUCAAGAGGGUCUUAUAGUGAAAAUAGCUGAUUCUCCAUCUCCUUAUCUACCUGGUAUUAGAACUGAUGGUGGCUGGUGGAAAAUUAAACCAGAUUAUAUACAGGGCUUAUUAGAAGACUUAGAUUGUAUAAUUGUCGGUGGUUAUUUUCAUCAUCGUGGGAAUAAGAUAAUAACAAGAGUUAACCAUUUUUUAUGUGCUGUUCGGGGUGAUGAAUCUACUUCAGAAGAUAAUUUCAAUAUAACACGGUUUUAUACAUUUUGCAAGGUUAAAUCUGGGCUAACAGUUAAACAAUUGAAAGAAAUCAACCAGUUGUUAGGAAAGCAUUGGAAGGUGUACGAUAAAAAACAUCCUAACUCUAGUUCUACUGAAUGGUUGUGUGUGAAUUCUGAACGCCCAGAUGUAUGGAUAGCUCCACAAUCAUCGCUUGUUUUACAGCUUCAUGGAGCUGAGUUAAUCCAGAGUGAUUCAUAUUCUUGUGGAAUGACUCUUCGAUUUCCUCGUGUGGUGGCUAUACGUUAUGAUAAAAAUUGGUGUGAUUCUUUGUCAAUGAGUGAAUUAAUUAAGCUAAAUACUGAGACAGAGGGUAAAUUAGCCACAAAGCGAUUGUCAAUCGUGCCAACAUUUUCUGGACUUGCAGAUGUUCAACAUCAACACUCCUUUCCAGAUAUCAGUAAUUUGAAUAAUAGUUGUUCAAACACAAAUCAAAGUAGUGGGUAUCAUACAUUAAAUGAAACCACAGAACAACAGACAACUGAAUUAUCUUUAAAUAUUGAUGAACCUUUAGCAACAUCUUCACCUAAUAAACGUAAAAUUGAUAUUUAUCAUGAACAUUUAAAUUAUUUUGGAAAUCAUGAAAUAUGCCUUUGGUUAUCAAAUGAUAUUGAAUUGAAUAAAAAAAUAGAAUAUGAAACUAUUAUUCGUCACUAUGGUGGUGUUGUUGUACAAAAUCCAUCUGAAAGUACUUUUUGUAUUGUUGUUGAUAAACUUACAUUAAAGACAAAAAAUUUGCUAAACUAUUCCAGUAUUUCAAAAAAACGCUCUUCAUCUAUUGAAUACAAUGUAGUUCACUUGAACUGGUUACUUGCUUGUAUCAAUAAGAAAUCUCUGUUAGCAUGGAAACCAAAAGAUAUGUUUGCAAUGAAUUCAUCUGUCGCUGCUAAAAUGGCUCAAGAAUAUGACAAAUUUGGUGAUAGUUAUAGUGAACCUAUUACAUCUGAUGAAUUGAAAUUAAUCUUUAAUGAUAUUUCAUGCUUUGAAUCAGUUACAGAAGAGAAGAGGGAUAUACCAAAGUUAACAGUUCCAAAACUCAGUCAUUAUUCAAAGUUAAAACUUUUAUUAGACGAAUUUCCAAAUGAUAUGGAAGUGUUACAUCCUUUGACGGGUUAUAUUCUAGUACUUAUACGUCCAUUGUUCAGUUUAGAAAAUGAUGAAAAGAAGACUGUACUGACUAGUUUGGAAAUCCAUCAACAAUUAAUGAUUAUUGAUCUACGUAGACUUGGUUCAAUGUGUAUAGGACCUAUUGGUAUUUAUAAACUGGAGUCUGUAUCUAAUGUUCAGUCUUUGUUGAAUAUGGCCUAUCAUAAUUUGUUAUCUGUCGAUUCACAUACGAAUGAUUGUAUGCGAUCAUUAAGUAAUAAUUGUAUCAAUCCAACGCAUGUUGUAGUGUUAUUAUCUUCCCAAGAAAAAGAGUUUAAUAUUUGGUUAAACGAGAAUUAUUCAACAUUAAACUCUUGGAUUCGUCAAUUUCCUCGUAUACCACAUUUCGUCAGAGAUAGUUGGUUAACUGAAUGCAUUAUGCAAAGCAAUUGGUGUUCAGAAUUGAAUCAUUUGAUUGAAAUGAAUUAAAUUCACCAUUCUUUCAUGUUGUUCAUUCAGUUUUCGAAGUGAAACGGUAGUUUACUGGCUAGACCACUUGUCUUCCAUCCGAAUAGGUCACAAACUCAAACUUCACCUCACCCUUACUUCGAUUUGUGCAGGCAUGUAGUAACACUAAUCCUUAUAUAAAUUAUAUGGGACUCAAGGCUGGAGAGUAUAUCAACUUGUACAUGAUAAAUGAGCUCUACUGUUAUCUUUACUGUAUAUUAUUAUUUAUUUUGAUUGCAAUACCCCGUAAAGAAAAAAAAGAUCAAAUACUUCACAUAAUCUACAGUUGAAUGUUUUUAUUCAUAAUGUCAAUAUUCUUUUCUUCAAACUUAUUUAUCUUUGAAAACUCUAUUUCUCCACUUCUAUGAAUUGAUCAUUAUUAAUCAUCAUUAUUUGUGCAACUAAUUUCUAAUUUUCUUUUUUUCAUUAUUUUUUAAACAUGAUACCAGUUUAUUUUUGUAUAAUUUUGUUUUAUCAAUCUGUGAUUGGAAAAAAUAAAACGUUAUGUUUUCUCUGA
Messenger RNA from Schistosoma margrebowiei, 6020 nucleotides. The record is from the annotation of a GenBank genome assembly. NCBI's taxonomy places the organism in Eukaryota, Metazoa, Platyhelminthes, Trematoda, Strigeidida, Schistosomatidae.